UGUCACCCAGUUUCCACAUCAAACACACACACACUGAAUGAGAGCCGCACAGCCUGUCCCAGGUACCCCGACAAUGUGUUGCGUCUCCGACAAAUGAAAAACACGCUCCGCGGUUAUUCUUCGACAAAAGAAAUACCAGCGAUACUUCGCAACAAUCUGGAAUAAUACAUUUCUGUGAUUGAAGCGAGGAGGAACCGACGCUUUGGAAAUAAAUUCGUCCUCGUUGCUAACGUGAAAAGGGGAAUUUUGACGGACAUGAAGACCAAAAAGGGUGUGCUGGCGGUGUCUGGCAGUGAGACAGAAGAUGAAGACAGUUUGGACGUGCCUCUGGACCUCUCGUCAAACGGAGGAGUGUCUGGGAAGAGGAAGAGGAGAGGAAACUUGCCCAAAGAGUCAGUACAGAUACUACGGGACUGGCUCUACCAACACCGCUACAAUGCUUAUCCAUCAGAGCAGGAAAAGGCCUUGCUCUCCAAGCAGACCCAUCUCUCCACACUACAGGUGUGUAACUGGUUUAUAAAUGCUCGGCGACGACUACUUCCUGAGAUGCUCCGGAAAGACGGCAAAGACCCCAACCAGUUCACAAUCUCCCGACGUGGGAGUAAGGGUGGCGAAAUGCUAAGCGACAACUCCCAGUCCCCCAAACAUGGCCUGCUUGCUAAUGGAGAAGACCGCAGCAUCUAUGAGCCUGGCUCACCUCACCCAACCAGCAAUACCCCCAUCUCUAAUGGUUACCCCAAAAAGGCCCUGUCUCCCAAAUCACCCCCCUCACCUGGAACUGUCUUACCCAGACCCUCUGUCAUCUGCCACACCACCAUCUCCGCAACCACGCAAGGAAUCGUCACGACAACCCAAGUGCCGGGUCUGGGCGUCGAGGGAGCUACAGAGCUGCCUGUCACGGAGGCAGUCGCCCUUUUUGGGUGUCACGGGAGCAUUGGGGUGAGCGGAGAGGGGAACGUCAGCCCUCAGAGCGGCCUGUUCAACACCCCACCGCCCACCCCACCCGACCUCACCCAGGACUUCAGUGGUUUCCAGUUGCUGGUUGAUGUGGCGCUGAAGAGAGCUGCAGAAAUGGAGCUGCAGGCAAAACAGCUCCUCGCCUGAAGACAGGCAGAGGACAGAAUAGAUGGAUGAAAGAGCUUCAUCUAUGUUUCUUUCUAGCUCCCCUAUCUCUUGCCCCCCUAAAACUCCAAACUCCACAGUGAGUUAAAAAAAACUUGACUGAGCAACAGAAAGCAAACAAGCAUGGCCUGAUUAUUUCUAUUUUUGGUAAAUGUAAAUCAAAUUGAUGAGGAUUCCUUUAUGUAAAGCAUUUCAAGGUGCCUUGGCAGUCACUUCUUUUUUUAUAUUCCAUUUAUAUGUAAAUACAUAUGUAUCUUUUUGUUUUGUACACGGGACCAAAACCAAACACAGUAAAACAACUUCCUGUCUUUCCCUUACUGGAGAAGACAAGUGCUUCUCCUCAUUCCUCAUGAGUCUUUCUUUCUCGUUUUCAGAGAUUUAGCUCUAUGAUUGUCGAUUUCGCCUAAUUUUUUAGAAAUCACGUAUUUUUUAUUCUGCCUCAUUCUUUUUUGCACAAAAUGGCAGGUCAUCUCAGUAUCUUAUCAACUCUAGCUUACGAUCCAACAGACUUUAAUCACUACUGCACCGGGUCAUUCUGUGUCUCAAGAUGUUCAGUUGUUGUUUUGUUUUUGUUGUAAAGUUUCAAAUGCUGUCUUUAGUAUGUUUGUUUUUUUUCCUAACAUUUCUAUUGAUGGAUAUUCAGAUGUAGCAGAACUAUAGACUGAGAUUUCCUCUGAAUACUAAGUGUAGAAACGGCCAGUGAAUGUGCCCACAUGCUUCCCAACCCUACCCCUUCACACACUCACACACUCACACUCAAAUACACAACACACUUUGGACAAGUGAGCUGGAAGAAUGAACACUACAUGAAUUGUAUUAAAGUCUAUUUUCUGUUUUGGUUUAUCAAGUUGAGACCACUUUCAGAGGAUAAAUGGAAAGAAUGGUUUUAAGUCACCAAAUAUAUUCAUUUAAAGGUUUAGGGACCUUAGAACAGUGCAUUUACAGUAGCCAAUGUGACAUGAUGCCCAAUUAUGUGACUUCUCCUUACUGUGCAAUGUAUGUGGCAAAUAGGGGUCACAUGGUGUUUAAAUAAAGUUUUGUU
Molecule: messenger RNA, 2164 nt
Organism: Xyrauchen texanus (razorback sucker)
Lineage: Eukaryota; Metazoa; Chordata; Actinopteri; Cypriniformes; Catostomidae
Product: homeobox protein AKR-like
Exons: 3
Coding region: 256-1104 (282 amino acids)
Biological process (GO): regulation of transcription by RNA polymerase II
Molecular function (GO): DNA-binding transcription factor activity, RNA polymerase II-specific; RNA polymerase II cis-regulatory region sequence-specific DNA binding
Source: RefSeq, a predicted model, not a curated record